Messenger RNA from Drosophila takahashii, 741 nucleotides. RefSeq names its product trypsin delta-like. Gene Ontology annotation, biological process: proteolysis. The record is from RefSeq and is a predicted model, not a curated record. Lineage: Eukaryota; Metazoa; Arthropoda; Insecta; Diptera; Drosophilidae. Gene Ontology annotation, molecular function: serine-type endopeptidase activity.
UUUAAAAUGUUCGUUCAGUGGAUUUUUCUAAUCUCCAGCGUCACUUUGAUUUCCUCCAAAGGACUUCCGGAGCGAAUUGUGGGCGGUGACUCUGUAUCGAUUCAGUCGGUACCUUGGCAGGCUUCCCUGCAAAAGUUUGGACUACAUGCCUGCGGUGCUGCCAUCUACAGUGAAGACAUCGUCAUAACGGCCGCUCACUGCUUGCGUGACACUUACAUUUUCUUCCUUUCCGUGCGAGUGGGCUCAUCAUACAACCACUUCGGAGGUCAGGUGGUCAAGGCCGCAAAGUUUUUGGCCCACGAGGGUCACUCCAAGCGAAUGACCAACGAUAUUGCCCUGAUUCGACUUCAAUCCAAGCUCACGAUGGACCACAGAGUGAGUUCCAUUCCUCUGGCCGACAGUCCACCCCAAAGUGGAUCUACAGCUUCGGUUUCGGGAUGGGGAGCUCUUGGAUUUAACGGACAAUUUCCCAACUCUUUAAUGGAAGUCAAUGUGGACAUUGUCGAUCAGGAUCAGUGUCUAAGAUCGUACGGUAGAGUCACCACAAAGGACAUGAUCUGCGCCGCCGGCCCGGGAAAAGAUGCCUGUGCCGGGGAUUCGGGAGGUCCUUUGGUCUCCAAUGGAAAACUUGUUGGCAUUGUAUCCUUUGGAACGGAAUAUGCUCAUCCAAAAUAUCCCGGAGUCUAUGCCAAUGUGGCUGAGCUUAAGCCCUGGAUCCUAAGUGCUAUUGAAAGACUUUAA